GAACCUAAAAAAAGGGGACAAAAACACAAGCAAAUCCCCGCGAAAAUAACGCCACUGAAAUUAUAUUUCCUCGUCAUCUUAGAAAUGAAAUUUAAACAACAAAAUUAGUUAUAAGCCAAAAUAUAACCAUAAAUUUGACUAAGUUCUGAAAAUCCAAAAUCCAAUACCUAAAAAAAAACCCUGUAAUAAUAACAAUAAUAGAUACAGAAGAAAAGUCACACAGACGAAGAGAGAGAAUUCGAGGACAUCCUCCCAUUUCUUUGACAACCAAUUAACAAGAAAUAUCCCAGCAAUUAUUAUACCCAUUCACAAAAUUCAAUCGAAAACCAAAAUUUCCCCAAAAAUAUAGUAGUUUUCUUUGAAUCUUUUACCCUGGAAUUUGUGCAUUUCACCCAAUUCCUCAUCUGGGUUCCCCAAAUUUUGUCUACUUUUGUGGGAUUUGAAGUUUGUUGGGCAUUCCAAGCUCAGGUUGUUGUUGGGUUCAGCACAAUUUGUUUCAGCAAAACUUCUGAUUUUGGGUGAAAAGUAUUGGAAGUUCUGCCUUUUGGGUGUAAAAGAUCAAAUUUUGUUUCUGCUUUGAUUCAUGAUGAUGUGGAGGGACCCUGGACAACCGGCAGACUCUUAUUAUGAAGUCAGACCUGAUAUUACAGAUGCUCCAAAGACCAAGUUCAGGAUCAAGGCUGGUAAAACAUUGAGUGUAAGGAAAUGGCAAUCGGCUUUUAAUCCAGACGGUGAACUUGAUAUAAGCAAAACACUUGGUAGAAUACAUCGCGGGGGGAUCCACCCAUCAAUUAGGGGAGAGGUUUGGGAAUUCCUGCUUGGAUGUUUUGAUCCAAAGAGUACAUUCGAUGAUCGGUCACAAAUACGGCAACGGAGAAGGGUGCAAUAUGCUCAAUGGAAAGAGGAGUGCCGUGAGAUGUUUCCCCUUAUUGGCAGUGGCAGAUUUAUUACAGCCCCCAUAAUUAAUGAUCGUGGAGAGCCUAUUCAGGAUCCAUUGGUACUCUUAGAAACAAAUUUAGGAGAUGCUGCUGGUCCUGGGACCACUGCUAAUGGUACAGGUAAUUCCAACGGUUUAGGAACGCAAAAUGCAGCAAAGAACAAUGAUCCCAUGUCCAAGAAAGAGAUUCAAUGGAAGCUCACUUUACAUCAAAUAGGUCUCGACGUAAAACGCACUGACAGGGCUCUUGUCUUCUAUGAGAAGCAAGAAAAUCUUGCUAAACUUUGGGAUGUAUUGGCUAUUUAUGCCUGGAUAGAUGGAGAUGUUGGGUACUGUCAAGGAAUGAGUGAUCUUUGCUCCCCCAUGACAAUUCUCCUUGACAAUGAAGCCGAUGCCUUUUGGUGCUUUGAACGCCUUAUGCGCAGAUUGCGAGGGAAUUUCAGAUGCACUGGCAGAUCUGUUGGGGUAGAGGCACAACUCAGUAACCUAGCAACAAUUACUCAAGUUGUUGAUCCAAAACUUCAUCAGCAUUUAGAGACACUUGGUGGAGGUGACUAUCUUUUUGCCAUUCGAAUGCUCAUGGUUUUGUUUCGCCGAGAAUUUUCCUUUGGUGAUUCUCUGUACCUUUGGGAGAUGAUGUGGGCUUUAGAAUACGACCCUGAACUUUUCUUGGUGUACGAAGAGCCUGAUUCUGCUAAUGAAAGUGCUGAGGGAUCUAAAGGAAAACCGAAAUCUAUUCGCCAUUAUGGCAAGUAUGAAAGAGAAAUUUUGAGGAGUGGAGCAAAGGAAGACGCACCCCUUCCCAUUUCUGUCUUUCUUGUUGCCAGUGUAUUGAAAGAGAAGGGCCCUAAACUACUUAAGGAAGCUCGUGGUCUGGAUGAUGUUGUAAAGAUUUUGAACGACAUAGCUGGAGAUCUGGAUGCCAAGAAAGCUUGUGCCAAUGCAUUGAAGCUACAUAAAAAGUACUUAAAACAGGCAAAGAAGAUAUAGGCACGAAAAAUGUAGAAGUUUUUGUCACAAUUGAGAUCUAACCUAUCAAUAUGGUGUAAUAUCUUUCCGGGUGUACAACAAAUAUAAUUGUAUCAUAGAAAUCCCAUGGUCAAUUUAGCAUUAAUCCACAUGUAAUCUAUAAAGGAUUAAUGUUUGUUGUACAUCUUAAACAUUCUUUGUACCGAUUUUGCGAAAUUUAUGAAUAUACUACCCACUGCUUGUGGGUUGUAACUUUGAUUGUAAAUGCUCUUCAUAUGAGUGGAAUUUUGUUCGAGCUCGCUCUA
Messenger RNA from Spinacia oleracea (spinach), 2211 nucleotides. RefSeq lists its product as uncharacterized. NCBI's taxonomy places the organism in Eukaryota, Viridiplantae, Streptophyta, Magnoliopsida, Caryophyllales, Amaranthaceae. Gene Ontology annotation, biological process: activation of GTPase activity. The transcript is spliced from 11 exons. Gene Ontology annotation, molecular function: GTPase activator activity. Bases 584 to 1927 code for a protein of 447 amino acids. The record is from RefSeq and is a predicted model, not a curated record.